AUGUUUGGGAAGCCUCGUAGGACCCGGGUUAUUAUUCAAGCGCACCACAACACUAGCUUAAUCUCCUUGUAUGCUCCUCCCACUACUGUAAGGCGGCCAGUGUUCCUUGCCUCCAGCCCUGACCUGACUCUGGUCCUGGAGGAGGAUGGGACUGGGGUUGAAUGUGAGGCCUUCUUCCAGCCUCUCCACAGCCAUAAGGCCCUCAUGGUGCUGGAGAGGGGGCAGAUGUGGACAGAAAGCAAGCUACGACAAUAUCUGCCCUAUACCUCCCAGAAGCCUCAGGGGAGUGGGAUCGCCAACCUGACCUUUGACCUAUUCAAACUGCACCGUAAAGAGUUCCUGGGCUGCCUGUCGAUCCGAGCCACCUUGUAUGAGAUGUACACGUUCUCCUAUGACCUGGGAUACACCAGAGCCAAGGGGUCCAUGCGUCUCCUGACCCACUCCGCCAGAUGGGCAGGUCAGCUGCUGCUGUACGGCGCGUCGUCAGCACUAAGCGCCAUCGGAAAGGACGACGACUAUUACUGCUUUGACGGUGGCCGCAACAUCCUGUGCAUACACUCGCGGCGCCCAGGCCCAGCACAAAUGUUUAGGCCCCGCCCAUGUAUCAUGUGUCCCGAACGCUCCGCUCUGUUGGGGUGGGAGCGGCUCGAACUGUGGUUGAUGCCUUGAUUCAUAUUCUGGUCGCAGAGUGCUGCAAUGAUUUGGUUUCAGGGCUGGGUCACAGCAACCCAGCCCUCGGGUCAGCCCCUGGCGUAAGGGUGAGAUAAGGGUGAGAUAAGGGAGUCUAUAUGUAAAUUAGUCAUCAUCAAUCAUUUUUGUUUAAUUUUAAAAUGGUACAUUUGCAUUUGUUUCAUUAGUAACCUAAACGGGUUGCAUCUUGUUCUAACGGCCUUGUGAUAUUCUAAGCAAACUGGUUGCUGAGGGGGAAAUGCCAGACAUUUAACGUGUAUGAAUCAAUAAUUCCCAUCCCGGCAUCAUCUGAUGGUUUUAGAUGUUUUUUAAAUGUAAGUGAAAUAAAAGUGCUUAUUUCCACUCAUCUCAGGUGCUUUAUCCUCACUUUAAUUCACAAAUAAUUGAUAUGAUUAUAACCUUAUCAUAGGGUACUUGUUUUAGACUAUUGGUGUGUCUGCUUUGUACCAUGGGCGUAUAAUAGCAGGCACACCUGCGGGGAUAUGAGGUCAGUCGUCUGGGGACUUCCUCCAGCCCUGGUAUAUGCUUACAAAAACAUUCCUGUGACAACCAGACACAGAGCCCUGACAAAGAGUCACCCAUCCUGU
Messenger RNA from Gadus chalcogrammus (walleye pollock), 1277 nucleotides. RefSeq names its product cell death inducing DFFA like effector a (gene cidea). Gene Ontology annotation, biological process: regulation of apoptotic process; apoptotic process. The transcript is spliced from 4 exons. The record is from RefSeq and is a predicted model, not a curated record. Lineage: Eukaryota; Metazoa; Chordata; Actinopteri; Gadiformes; Gadidae. Bases 1 to 669 code for a protein of 222 amino acids.